Messenger RNA from Amblyraja radiata (thorny skate), 1725 nucleotides. Its product is annotated as zinc finger protein 883-like. The record is from RefSeq and is a predicted model, not a curated record. NCBI's taxonomy places the organism in Eukaryota, Metazoa, Chordata, Chondrichthyes, Rajiformes, Rajidae. The annotation marks the transcript as partial. Gene Ontology annotation, cellular component: nucleus. Gene Ontology annotation, molecular function: RNA polymerase II transcription regulatory region sequence-specific DNA binding; DNA-binding transcription factor activity, RNA polymerase II-specific. Gene Ontology annotation, biological process: regulation of transcription by RNA polymerase II. The transcript has a single exon.
CCGUUGCUGUGGACGGAGAGACAGGGACGUGAGCGGCUAUUGAGGGCGGCCAGGGUGCCGGUGGGCUCCCCCAUCUGCUCGGUGUGCGGGCUGAGCUUCGAUGGAGGACCAACAAGUUAAAUUGACAUGUGUGGCAAGGUGUGGCGGUGCCUGAGCGAGCUGGAGGCCCACCGGCUGCUGCACACGGGAGAACGUCCCUUCAACUGCAGCAAGAGCUUCACUCACUACAAGUACUUGCAGGGGCACAACAGCAUGCACUCCAGCGAGAGGCCCUUCACCUGCUCCAACUGCAGCAUGAGCUUCAAGACGGCGAAUCACCUGAAGAUACACCGGCAGGUGCACACGGGCGAGAAGCCCUAUGGCUGCUCCACCUGCGACAUGAGCUUUGUCCAGUUGUCGGGGCUAAGGCAGCACCUGCUGGUGCACAGCAGUGAGCGGCCCUUCACCUGCUCCGACUGCGGCAAAGGCUUCAAGUCGUCCAAUUACCUGAAGAGGCACAGGCGCCUGCACGCCAGCGAGCGCCCCUACACCUGCAGCGACUGCGGCAAAGGCUUCACCCAGUCCAAAGACCUGCUGUCCCACCGGCGCCUCCACACUGGGGAGCACCCCUACCGCUGCACCGAGUGCGGCAAGAGCUUCAUCCAGUCCAGUCACCUGCUGGAGCACCAGCGCACCCACACUGGGGAGCGGCCCUACACCUGCGCCCAGUGCGGCAAGGGCUUCAGCCAGUCCUCUCACCUGCUGGAGCACCAGCGCACCCACACUGGGGAGCGCCCCUACACCUGCACCCAGUGCGGCAAGACCUUCAACCACUCCAGUCACCUGCUGGAGCACCAACACACCCACACCGGCGAGCGCCCCUACACCUGCGCCCAGUGCGGCAAGAGCUUCACCCACUCAAACACCCUGCUGUCCCACAAGCGCACCCACACCGGGGAGCGGCCCUACACCUGCACCCAGUGCGACAAGCGCUUCACCCGGUCCAGUCGCCUGCUGGAGCACCAGCGCACCCACACCGCGGAGCGGCCCUACACCUGCGACCAAUGCGGCAAGUACUUCAGCUGCUCCAGCAGCUUGCUGGUGCACCAGCGCACCCACACCGGGGAGCGCCCCUACGCCUGUGCCCAGUGCGGCAAGAGCUUCACCCACUCCAGCACCCUGCUGUCCCACCAGCGCACCCACACCGGGGAGCGCCCCUACGCCUGUGUCCAGUGCGACAAGCGCUUCACCCGGUCCAGUCACCUGCUGAAGCACCAGCGCACCCACACUGGGGAGCGGCCCUACACCUGCACCCAAUGCGGCAAGGGCUUCAUCUGCUCCAACAGCCUGCUGGUGCACCAGCGCACCCACACCGGGGAGCGCCCCUACAUCUGCACCCAGUGCGGCAAGGGCUUCAACCGUUCUAGUCACCUGCUGGAGCACCAGCGCACCCACACCGGGGAGCGGCCCUACACCUGCACCCAGUGCGGCAAGCACUUCACCCGGUCCAGCAACCUGCUGGUGCACCAGCGCACUCACACUGGCGAGCGCCCCUACACCUGCGUCCAGUGCGGCAAGGGCUUCACCAGCUCCUCCAAGCUACUGACCCACCAGCGGGUGCACUCCGGCGACCGACCCGUUCCCAGCCCGGUGUGUGGAGAGCGUUUUGCCAUGGCCUCCCAUGCCCUGUCUCACCAGCGCGUGCACACCAGUGGCCAGCCCUACGACUGCCCGUACUGUGGUGAG